Messenger RNA from Drosophila innubila, 568 nucleotides. It is a transcript of the gene Obp99a, whose product is annotated as general odorant-binding protein 99a. The transcript has 2 exons. Gene Ontology annotation, molecular function: odorant binding. The record is from RefSeq and is a predicted model, not a curated record. The coding region runs from base 49 to 471 and encodes 140 amino acids. Gene Ontology annotation, biological process: sensory perception of smell. Lineage: Eukaryota; Metazoa; Arthropoda; Insecta; Diptera; Drosophilidae.
AUGUUGCUGAGGCCUUGAGCACAGUCCCAGUUUGAUCGUUCAAUCAACAUGAUGAAGUUCUUCGUUGCCGUUUGCCUGCUCUUCACUUUGGCCUCAGCCGAGUAUGUCGUCAAGACCAAGGAAAAUAUGUUGAGCUAUCGUGAGGAGUGCGUCAAGGAGCUGGGUGUGUCCGCCGAUCUCGUCGAGCAGUAUCAGAAAUGGCAAUAUCCCAAUGAUGCCAAGACCCAGUGCUAUCUGAAGUGCGUCUUCACCAAGUUCGGUCUCUUCGAUGUCGACUCCGGCUUCGAUGUGGAGAAAAUUCACAUUCAACUGUCGCGCGGUGCUGCUGAUCACGACGAUGAGUUGCACGGCAAGAUUGCCGAAUGUGUGGACAAGAACGAGCAGGGCUCAAACGCCUGUGAAUGGGCUUGGCGUGGUGCCGACUGCCUGCUGAAGAGCCACCUUCAAUUGAUUAAGCAGAGCCUGGCCUAAACUACUAUACUUAAGUUAAAUUAGCUUUCAUCUAACCAUCAAUUACAUCAAUUGUGCCUCGAGUGCAUUAAUAAAACAAUCAAUAGUUUUCCACUUA